AUCUCCACAAAAAAAGAAAAUAUUUUUUUUUCUUUUUCAGUUCAUCAUUCCCUUAUCAUCAUUAUUACAGUUUCAGGAGCCAAUGGAUUUCCUUUCUGCUUCCUGAUUCUUUAAUCUGAUUUUGUUGUGUUUUGCCUCUUCACUGUGUUUUCUAAUGAUCAUGCUUGUUGUGAAUUUGGGUUGAGUUCAAUUCCUCUUCUUGAGUAUUCUGCAAAACUUUAUGCAUCAAGCAUUGUCACUUUUUUUGUAUUUUCUUUUUUGUCUGGUUGAUGGCAUCUUUCUUGAUUUUGUAUGUUAUUUAACAUUUCAAACAGCUAAUAUUGAAACGGUGUGGGUGUAAAUCACUCAAAUCCUACCUGUUAGAAGAGGGAUUAAUUCUAAUGUUCACAUUGAAUAAAAACAUAUUUAACCAUUUUCUUUUAUCAAAGUUGAAUGUGCCCAUCCGUGGAAAAAUUUCACCUUUUUCCACUGGAACAUAUUCUUUUCUAUGUUUAUUUGCAUUUAGAACUUGUGAAUCAACUUGUUACCGAUCCUGAGAAAGCUUUUAUAAAGGUCAAUUAUUUAACCUCCAUCAAGUUUGGAACAUAAUGAUAGGAUGGAACCUUGAAUGUCCGAAGAGGCAGGCUUCAAAUGGCCUUUUAGAGAAGAUAGUAAUUUCGGACGUAUAAUAUGAAGCUUAACUGUUUGUGAAAAAUUCCAGGUUCUUAUGUUAUGAUGGGUGAAUCACAGAUGACAAAAUUCGGCUUAAAUGUCAGGAAGAAUGAGAAAAGUGGGUUCCCAAGGGGUCUGGAUCCUGCAAUAUCUAAAUUUUUUGUGCAGCUCCAAAGUGUUGUUAAGGCACGGCUGAGUAGAUUAGCUAAACAGGACGGAAUCAAUAUGGUGAGAUCUUCCCAAAAAAAUGACAAUAAGCCUUUCAGUUACUCUGAAGCUGAACUGAAUGAGCAACUACAAGCGUGGAGAGAAAAUCCAUCUUGGGUUGAUAGGCCACCGUUAGUAAAGGUCACUGUUCCCAAAGGAUCUCUUUGCAACCUCAAUGCAGAAGUUGAUGUUGGGUUGCCCCCUGAUGCAGUAUAUAAUAUAGUGACAGAUCCUGAUAAUAGGAGAGUUUUCAAAAAUAUCAAAGAAGUGAUAUCCAGAAAAGUUUUGGUUGAUGAGGGUCAUAGGCAAGUGGUUGAUCUUGACCAAGCAGCCAUUUGGAAAUUUCUUUGGUGGUCCGGGACUAUUUCGAUUAAUGUCUUGGUAGAUCAAAACAGGAAAGACCACUCUAUGAAAUUCAAGCAAACUAAGACUGGAUUUAUGACAAAGUUUGAGGGCUGCUGGAGGGUAGAGCCUUUAUUUGUUGAUGAAGCAAUGUGCCAUCCCUUUAAGCCUAUGACAAAGGAAGACUAUAAUGCAUGUACAAGAGGCAAAGGAAGAAUUGGAUCUAAAGUUAGUCUGGAACAAAUACUCCAGCCAGCAAUUGUCCCUCCCCCUCCCAUAUCAUGGUAUUUGAGAGGAAUUACUGCCCGGACAACUGAGAUGCUUAUAUAUGAUAUGCUUGCAGAAACUGCUAGAAUCAGAGGAGGGUAUGAGGUUGAAAAGUCUGAGACACAGGACCUGCAAGGAAAACCUGCUCAAAAUGUGGACCUGGUUGCUAAUUCAAAUGACAUUAAAGAAAGAUGGAUUUUGCGUAGAAAAAAUGCAAAGCGUACUCAUAGAAAACAGCUGACUGCUAUGUGAUUUUCCUAUGUUUGUUUAACCUUCUAAGCACUAUAUAUAGAUUGUUUACAUGUAGUUCAGUUUAAAGAAUUUAUCACACAAUGUUACAGUCACUAAUUUCUGCUCAUUGCAUGACAUUUUUCAGUCAGAUGAGUUUCCAUAGAAAAUCAUCAACUUUGUUUUCUUUUCAUUGUUCCUUUUUUUUGUUUUUGGAGCGAGGCUUCUUGAUCUUAGAUGGCUCAAUUCAUUUGAAUAUAAAGUUCUCAAGGAACGACUUAAUUAAUAGUUUCGAUAUGAGACCUGAUUUUA
This is a messenger RNA of Vigna angularis (adzuki bean), 2007 nucleotides long. RefSeq lists its product as uncharacterized. Bases 712 to 1719 code for a protein of 335 amino acids. The record is from RefSeq and is a predicted model, not a curated record. The transcript is spliced from 5 exons. NCBI's taxonomy places the organism in Eukaryota, Viridiplantae, Streptophyta, Magnoliopsida, Fabales, Fabaceae.